This is a messenger RNA of Trichoplusia ni (cabbage looper), 2722 nucleotides long. RefSeq lists its product as uncharacterized. Lineage: Eukaryota; Metazoa; Arthropoda; Insecta; Lepidoptera; Noctuidae. The record is from RefSeq and is a predicted model, not a curated record. The transcript has 2 exons. The coding region runs from base 350 to 2122 and encodes 590 amino acids.
GCGUAACACGUCAUAAGAAAGUGCAUUAAUAAAAUAAAUUCUUAAUUGUUAAGGUCACCAGUACUGUUGAGUGGUAGUUGAUCGCGGCGCGCGCGCAGGGCACUCGUGUAGUAGAAGCGAAUCGCUUUUUCGUGCCGAAUAGCGAAUCUGAGGAGUUCGCUUAGUGUUACAUAGAGACCGAGGGCCGCCCUACACCACUACCAUCCGAUGUGUUCAGUAUAACUGCAUUCCCAGCAUUUUGUCAGUACCAUGUUUUUGUUACUAAUUCCUGUCAAAGUGGACAUGUCAUUAUCGAUACAGUAGAACUAACUAGCGUGUUAGUUAAGGUGCGGCGUUGUCCUGCUACGAAAUGAGUUACAACUUAUUAUGGAUUUUUCUUCUGAUCCUACAAACAUUCACGACAUCGUUUCCAUUGCCAAAUGGAUACGAUAUGGGCAUCAGCGACACCGGUCAAGAACCAAUGGACAAUGCUUAUAAAAACUUACCUGAUUCUUCAGAUGAAAAAGUGAUAUCUGUGAGAAUAACGUCAUCAGUGGCCGUCGGCCGUGGGAGAGGAAAACCUACCUACAGGCAGUCUGGUCACAUGACAGAUUAUGACCUCAUGAAUGCUCCAUCAAAACCACCUCCUUCGGAGUCAUCAACGACAACUAUUACUUUGAAACGCGAAGAAAUUGUACCGUCGGUUGUAACUGAUGUACCACCAAAUCUCAUAGGUGCCAAUAUAGAAUAUAUUAAACAAUUGAAUGCUAAGAAAGAAACAAAAGAACACAGCGCAGAUGUACUCCAUCCGUCGCAAUUUGUGGAAAGCGAUCAUAUCGACAACGAGGACGAACACUUUCAGUCGGACGCUUCAACAAAAAUAGACGAAUACGAACAUGACGUACCACUUGCAAGAAAAGUGGCUUCGACAGCUGAUGCGAACCGUUUCCAGGAACAUAAAAUAAGUAGAACUUAUCAGAAUGCCGCUAUAAAUCGGCCAUCUGUAUAUACUCCAAAUUAUCAUAUUAAUGUUACAAGCGAAACAUUCAACGGCAAUGCAAGAAAUGCUGACGAUCACAAGAUGGCAAGUAAUUCAACGUUGCCAGUUCUUGAACACCAACCAGAUAAAAAAGAAUCAAGAGAUAUUGAACGCUUAACAAGCAUUGCAACGUUUGAUACCAAUAAUAAUAAUUACCAAACUGACGACUCUGUAGCCGAGUCUUCUAUAAAGUCUGUCGAAUUCACAAAAUAUAACGAAAACAUCGACGAUAUUCCACCGACAGCAACUAUACCAUCGGAUCAUCCUUUGACAAAUCCUAAUCAAGGUUUAGGAAACCGACCGAUCAACGGAGGAAGAAAUAACGCUAGAUUGACAACAGUUAGCUUUAAUAUAGUACACGAUACUUCUAAGGCGACUAAUGAUAAUGAACCUAGUAACUCGUUUAUAACCUCCAGUCAAGUAGUACCCAACCAACCCGGUUUUUACGAUCCACCAAAAAUUUAUAGUCAACCUGCUCAAAUAUACAGCGAGCCCGCUAAAUUUUACAGUGAACCAGCGAAGAUUUACAGUGAGCCAGCCAAAAUAUAUAGCGAGCCGGCAAAAGUGUACAGCGAACCUGCUAAGAUUUAUAGUGAACCAUCCAAAUUUUACAGUGAACCUGCGUCUUUGCACCUUAAUCAAAAUGUUCCUCCGCCGAGCAUGCCACCGAACUAUUCACCCUGGCAAAGACAGUCUCAACGACCGAUCAGCAGCACAGUUGUGAAUACUACUCCCAUAACGACUGCAACAAAUGGAAUCCAAAUGGGAUCCCCAACUCAAAGGGAACACCAGCCGGAGAAAAAUUACGAAGUAGACGAAAAAGUGAGCGUGCUAACUGAUGGUCGGAGCCACGGUGUGCAGACUCAAGAGACGAGUACAGAGAAAUGUAAGCAAGAUAAUUGUAAGGUAGGAUAUGUAGUAGAGGGGCGUCAGUUUAAGAAAUACAGGGUAGAGGAAAGGACGUCGGAUGGGUUUAUAGUCGGCGAGUACGGCGUGGUGCGGAAUGAGGACGGCGCGCUGCGGGGCGUGCGCUACACAGCCGACAGCGACGCCAGCCCGCGGCUCAUACACGACGCGCUUAUGAAGUUCCUACAGCUCAAAUAGGUCUAAUACUCACUUCUGGUCUUUACAGAAAUAAAUUCACACGUAACUUACUUGCUCAUUUAAUUAACUACUUACAUAAAUGUAUCAUAACUGUAUGAAUAACCAACAAUCAAAGUACAUUUUAACAGUUCUAUGUAUUAUAAAGACUGAAUGAUUAAAUAUAAUGCAAAUCCAUGUAUUACAGUUUAGUACCUUCCUUUUGUAAUUGUCCAAUGAUCGGACGAUUUCUUAAUUUAAAAUAAUGUCUAAAUGUUCGUAUCCACUUCUUUUACCUUCCAAUUAAAAAGAAGGUAUGCUAAAAGAGUUCGUUUUCCGCAAUGAGACAUCAUAAAUUAACUUCAUAAUGCGUGUUGGGAAUCACACUAGCGUACGUGACCUACGUCUCAUUAAGCAGGUAAUUGGAUGUACAAUAAAUACUUGUAAUUUAUUCUCGAUGCCUUGUUAUUGGAACAUUGACAUUUUAGUUAUAAUUGAAACGAUUUUUAAUAAGGGUAGAGGAAGUAUCCAACGUCAUGUUAACAUACUCUUGCUAUCAAUUUAAUUUAUGUUUUGCAUUUAAGUAAAUAAAUGUUUCAGAGAAUAAAGUUGUAUUAAACCCAA